Theobroma umbraticum is the source of this 1872-nucleotide messenger RNA. RefSeq names its product Nucleotide-diphospho-sugar transferases superfamily protein (gene IRX9-L). NCBI's taxonomy places the organism in Eukaryota, Viridiplantae, Streptophyta, Magnoliopsida, Malvales, Malvaceae. The record is from RefSeq and is a predicted model, not a curated record. Gene Ontology annotation, molecular function: xylosyltransferase activity; galactosylgalactosylxylosylprotein 3-beta-glucuronosyltransferase activity. Gene Ontology annotation, cellular component: Golgi membrane. Gene Ontology annotation, biological process: glucuronoxylan biosynthetic process; plant-type secondary cell wall biogenesis.
CGGAAGACGAAGAGCCCCUCCGCGCUCAAAAGAAAAAAAAAAAGAAAGUCUCAGCUCCAGCUCUUGCUUCACUAGAUCUCAGGCCUCCCCCUUUCGUAAAGAUCCGAUUAUGUAAUUUCCUUUGUUUUUUUAAUUUUUGUCAACCAAUCAGAUGGCUUCGAUCCGUCGAACUCUCUCACCAGCAUAUCACGACCGUUCGUACCAGAACGGCGCCGGAUUCUCUUCUCCGUCUCAGAAGUUUUUUCCUAAUGGAAACAGUAAACAUUUCUCAUCGUCUUCAUCGUCAGUGCAUUUGCGGUUGUUAUUCAACGCGGUAAAUUUACUGUACCGCAAAGGAUGGCGGCGAUCUUUUUGCAGGUGUAUCUUCUUUUUCCUAAUAGGGUUUCUUUUUGGAAUUACUCCGUUUGGACACAUCGAUACCGAUAUCCAAGCUAAGGAUUUCCCUUUCCCCGAACUUAAGCCUCCACAUGUGAACCUCCAACUGGACGACCAGAUUGUUACUUCCGUUUCGUUGGGCGUUAAUACGAGGUUGCAAGAAGACAAGGAAAUUACCGCCGAUUUAAUCGAGCCGUUAAAGCAGUUAAUCGUCGUUACGCCGACGUAUAAUCGGGGAUUCCAAGCGUAUUUCCUGAACAGGUUAGGGCAAGUUUUGAGGUUAGUGAAGCCUCCGCUGGUUUGGAUUGUGGUUGAGGAGAAAACGGCGUCUUUUGAGACGGCCGAGAUUUUGAGGAAAACGGGAGUUAUGUAUAGGCACGUGGUGUGCACACGCAAUUCUAGUAACGUGAAGGACCGAGGGGUUCAUCAAAGAAACGCCGCUUUGGAACAAAUCGAACGGCAUAAGCUCGAUGGGAUCGUGUAUUUCGCCGACGACGACAAUGUCUACUCGCUGGAGUUGUUCGAAAGCUUGAGAACUAUUAGCCGUUUUGGAACUUGGCCUGUUGCCAUGCUUGCACAAAGCAAAAACAAGGCAAUUCUGGAAGGUCCAGUAUGCAAUGGAAGUCAAGUAAUUGGAUGGCACACAAAUGUGAAAAGUAAAAGACUUCGUAGGUUUCAUGUUGAUAUGUCAGGAUUUGCUUUCAACAGCACCAUCUUGUGGGACCCAAAGAGAUGGGGACGCCCAUUCUUAAACCCAACUCGACAGUUGGACACAGUGAAGGAGGGUUUCCAAGAAACUACAUUUAUAGAGCAAGUGGUGGAAGAUGAAAGUCAAAUGGAAGGUGCACCACCUGGUUGUUCAAGGAUUAUGAACUGGCAUCUCCAUUUAGAUACUGGCAAUCUUGUUUAUCCCAAAGGCUGGCUACUUCAGAAGAACCUAGAGGUUACUUUACCUAUUAAGUGAUGCAAAGCUCAUCUCUACAUUUUUUUGAUGCUGAGUGCAUAAGGGGUCCUGCUCAUAUUUGGUGCUCGUGGUUCAUUAGUUCAACUUUCCUGAGCUGAUUUUCUGCAACCGUCAUAUAGCAGGCCCUACAGAUAUUCAUCUGGCGGUGACAAAGAAACAGAAGAUUUGUGACUUUUUGUUUCUAGAAUUUUGUAGCGUGAAUAUUCUUACAGAACAAAUUCUUGUAGAGUUCCGGUGCUUUGGUGUUUUGGGGGGGAUUUAAUUUGUUAUUUUUCAGGAGCAGUUUACAUUCCUCCCCUCUCCCCCAUUCCCCAAAAAUAGAUUGGUGUUUGGUGGGGGUUUGUUGUGGAUCCAUAGUCUAUACCCUGUACUUAGGCAUUGUUAUCGAAAUCAAGGGCGAUUUGUUACUUGUCCAAGCAUUUGAAAUGCCUUUACCUCAUUCUUGUAAGUUCAUGUUCUUUUGUUGUUUUCUCCCUCAACUUGGACGUUUGGCUCAGAAUUUGGGAUGGUUGAACAGGUCUCUUCUAUGUUUA